AAAAUAUAUAAUACUACAGUUGUAUGAAUUGUGUUACUUUCAUCCUCAGUUAUAAAAAAGGUGGUAACCCGUUGAGAUUAAAUAUAAUAAAAGCCUCAUCUCGAUGGAAACAUCUUGCGAAAUUGUAGUUGUAACAGGUUUUGGUCCUUUCCGACAGUAUGUUGUGAAUCCAAGUUGGGAGGCAGCUAAGGGUUUGAAGAUGGCAGGAUUUGGAUUGGGCAUAGAGGUCCAUAUUAAGGAGAUUCCUGUCAGUUAUGCAAAAUCCCAACAAGUCCUUGAUGAUAUCUGGCAGAUGACUCCAAAGGUUAUUAUCCAUUUGGGCAUAGCUCCAGGAGCCAAAGGCAUCACACUGGAGCAAACGGGAAAGAACAACUGCUACAAAGACAGGGAUGUGAGUGGUCUGUGCCCUGAUCAUCACUGCUGCAUUGAGGGAGGACCAGAACGACUGGACUCCAUCAUAGACAUGAGGUCCCUCAGCAAACAUUUAAAAAGUAUGGGGCUUGAUGUCAUCUACUCUAGGGACGCUGGGAGGUACCUGUGUGAUUUUGUAUACUACUAUUCGCUGUACCGUGGGCAGGGAAAGGCUGUGCUGAUCCAUGUGCCAGCCUCAGGCAGCCUGGCAAGCCCAGAGAGACUGGUACCACAACUCCAGACCAUCAUCCAGGCUGUGUUACGCCAGCUGGACAGCCCUGCACACACAACCUCAGGACAGGUAGAAAACAUCCUCGACAAAACAUAAUCCUAUCACAGAUUACAUAGCAGAAAUGCAACGUGACACUCGACACAGGCCU
Molecule: messenger RNA, 791 nt
Organism: Cyprinus carpio (common carp)
Lineage: Eukaryota; Metazoa; Chordata; Actinopteri; Cypriniformes; Cyprinidae
Gene: pgpep1l
Product: pyroglutamyl-peptidase I like
Biological process (GO): proteolysis
Cellular component (GO): cytosol
Molecular function (GO): pyroglutamyl-peptidase activity
Source: RefSeq, a predicted model, not a curated record